UAGAACUCCUCCCCAUAUUAACUUUUCCAACAUCAACAACCCCUUACCCAUGGGGCCGCCCUCUUUUUAAAAGUCCUGGAUGCGCCCCUGCCUAACAUGUUCUCAAAGUUUUCUUCACGGAACGGUCUCUCUAAGUAAUGUAGCCUAUUCAUGCGCAUUCAGAGGAGAGAAACUGUUGUUUUAACGAUUUUGACCCUCAGGUGCCUCUUUGCCUCCUCAUCCUCGCCGCUGGGACCCUGCCGGACUCUCUGAUUGGCCGGUGCGCCGCGGUGAUGUCACCGCCUGCCUCGCUGUCCCAGUCCGGUGAAGCAUCAGGCGCAGAUCCGCGCAGGAGCUCCAGAUGGAGUUGACGCGCGAUGGGAUAAGAGCUGCGGGUCUUCUGAUGAACUCGAACCGUGUGGGCUCAGAGUGCAGCUGCAGCCCGUCAUGGGGGACGGCGGCGCGUCUUCGCCGGUGAACCUCCACAACGGCACCGGGAGCGAGGCGUCCGACGCGUCGGGCUCCGCUGCGGCCGCGUCCGAGCACUGGCUGGCCGGGAUGAGCCUGGUGAUGGGUCUGAUCGUCCUGUCCAUCGUAUUCGGGAACAUCCUGGUGAUCGUGGCUAUAGCCAAGACGCAGCGGCUGCAGACGCUCACCAACGUGUUCAUUGUGUCGCUUGCGAGCGCGGACCUCAUCAUGGGGCUUCUGGUUGUGCCAUUUGGCGCGGCGCUGGAGGUGCGCGGCUCCUGGAUGUACGGCUCGUUCUUCUGCGAGUUUUGGAUCUCCGUGGACGUGCUCUGCGUCACCGCCAGCAUAGAGACUCUGUGCGUAAUAGCCAUCGACAGGUAUGUGGCCAUCACCUCACCUUUCCGCUACCAGAGCUUGUUAACCAAAGCCCGCGCCAGGGCGAUGGUGUGCGUGGUGUGGGGCAUCUCCGGGCUGGUCUCCUUCCUCCCCAUCCUCAUGCACUGGUCCCGCGACAGCGUGGACACCGCCUGCUACGAUGACCCCCACUGCUGCGACUUUGUGACCAACAGGGCUUACGCCAUCUCCUCAUCCAUCAUUUCCUUCUACAUUCCGCUCCUGGUCAUGAUAUUUGUUUACGCGCGUGUGUACAGAGAGGCCAAAAUGCAGCUGAGGAAGAUCGACAAGUGCGAGGGCAGGUUCCACAAUACCCUAACCGGACUGACCUCCAAGUGCAAGAAGAGGCCGUCGAAGAUCCUGGCGCUCAGAGAGCAGAAGGCCCUCAAGACUCUGGGCAUCAUCAUGGGGACGUUCACCUUGUGCUGGCUGCCCUUCUUCAUCGUCAAUGUGGUGAGGGUGUUCUGCGCGGAGGUGGUGGACAAGAACCUGUUUGUGUUCCUGAACUGGUUAGGCUACGUGAACUCCGCCUUUAACCCGAUCAUCUACUGCCGGAGUCCGGACUUCAGGAAAGCCUUCAAGAGGCUGCUGUGCUGCCCGAAGCAGGCGGACCGCCGGCUGCACAUCAGCUCCUGCGAUCUGUCGCGGUGCUCCGGCGGCUUUGUUUCCGCUCUGGAGCCCGGGACGCUGGAGAUGUGGUCGGACUGCGCAGUCCUGGACAACAGCGACAGCAGCUUGAUGGGGACUGGGAAACUGUCUCACUCUGAGUCCCAGAUGUGAAGGAAAAUAUUGAAAUUAACUUAUUGUUGUUGCUUAAAAAAACAACAACAAAAAAACACCUUCAGCCUGUGUGAAUAAAAACCAAAAUGCAUCCAAAUCGAUCGUCAUUUUGGGACAGGGAUGCAGAAUUUCCUUUAAGGUGUUUUCAAAAAUGUAGAACAAAGUGACGAAGUUUGGAAAAUUCUACAGAACCAAACACUUUUAAUAUAUAUAAAAAAAUCUAAAAUCCAAAUUUGCCAAAAAAAAAGGAAAAAGGAAGGUAGUACGCUUUU
This is a messenger RNA of Gambusia affinis (western mosquitofish), 1892 nucleotides long. RefSeq names its product adrenoceptor beta 1 (gene adrb1). Gene Ontology annotation, cellular component: membrane. Lineage: Eukaryota; Metazoa; Chordata; Actinopteri; Cyprinodontiformes; Poeciliidae. Gene Ontology annotation, molecular function: beta1-adrenergic receptor activity. The record is from RefSeq and is a predicted model, not a curated record. Bases 427 to 1620 code for a protein of 397 amino acids. The transcript has a single exon. Gene Ontology annotation, biological process: positive regulation of heart rate by epinephrine-norepinephrine; adenylate cyclase-activating adrenergic receptor signaling pathway; norepinephrine-epinephrine-mediated vasodilation involved in regulation of systemic arterial blood pressure.